UCUCCUAUUAGCGCGCUGUCCGUGAUGCUGAAUGUACCACAGAAAGGCUUCUCUGAAAGUCACUCAAUAAAUUCUCUACUAUUUGGAUUACAAUUGGGAUUAUGAUUUUUUUUCCUCAAAGAACAACAACUAACGACCAAACGACGUAGGAUUACAAUUAUUUCUGAAAAAUGGAAUUAUCCAAUGUCAAUUUGAGAGGAAUUAUGUGCAACACAGCGUGAGGAGAGGACCAGGCUACUUUCAGUGUCUUCGUUGGAUGGCUGGAGGCCCCUGGCCAGCAGAACCUUAGGAGUCAACAUGGCGAAGAUCUGCACAGACCAGUCCUACCCGGCAACGACGCGGCAACGGCCAUCUCUCUGCACGCCAAAUGACAAUCUGGACUCCAUUGAGAACGGAACCCCCAGGUCCAACUCAGAGUGUGAUGACACCUCGUCAGAGAUUCAGGGUUCAGUGUCCGUGUUAACCAGCAGACAGCCAGAGUCUCACAGAGAUUCCUUCACAGGGUCAGGAGCCCUGGCCAGGCUCUCUCACUUCCUGUUCAUGCUGCGGACCUGGGCCUCUCACAGGAUGCACCGCGAGGUGGAGAGACCGAACUCCUUCCUGGAACGCUUCAGGACCCCUGAGCUCAAAGAGGUCUCCAGCAGAGAGAGCAACGCACGGUCACAGGGAUACCCCGACAGAGUCCGCAAGAGGAACAAAAAAGACGACAAGGACGAAAUAAAGAAAGAGGAGAAAAAACAGGAAGAGCAAGAAGAUGAGAAGAAAGAGGAGGAGAAGGAGAAAGAGGAGGAGCCUAAGAAGGAAGAGCCUAAGAAGGAGGAGCCUAAGAAGGAGGAGCCUAAGAAGGAGGAGCCUAAGAAGGAAGAGCCUAAGAAGGAGGAGAAGAAGAAGGAGGAGCCACCGAAAGAGAUUUGGAUCAUGGACCCGUCAACAGACAAAUACUACACGUGGCUCACCAUCAUUGCAGCGCCGUGUUUCUACAACCUGAUGAUGCUAGUGACCAGGGCAUGUUUUAACGAACUCCAGAACACUUACACAUUGCUGUGGAUUGUCCUGGACUACUCCUCAGACGUAGUCUACUACGUAGACACAUUCGUCAGGUCUAGAACGGGUUAUUUGGAACAAGGGCUGCUUGUGAAAGACAAACAAAAGCUUCUGGACAAAUACAGACAAACGGAACAGUUCAAAUGGGACGUCAUUUCAAUGAUUCCUACAGACCUGCUUUUUCUGAAAGUGGGCAUCAACAAUCCCGAGCUCCGACUGAACCGGCUCGCAAAGAUGAACCGCCUCUUUGAGUACUUCGACCGCACUGAAACCAGAACCAGCUUCCCCAACGUUUUCAGAAUCAGUAACCUGGUACUUUACAUCCUGAUCAUCAUCCACUGGAACGCCUGCAUCUUCUUCGCCAUCUCCAAGACCAUCGGGUUCGGGUCCGACACCUGGGUGUACCCCAACAUCAGUCACCCUGAGCACGGACGCCUUUCCAGGAAGUACAUCUACUGUCUCUAUUGGUCGACUCUGACCCUGACCACCAUCGGAGAAACCCCGCCCCCCGUCAGGGACUUUGAGUACCUCUUCGUGGUCGGCGACUUCCUCAUCGGCGUGCUGAUUUUCGCCACCAUUGUCGGUAAUGUUGGCGCCAUGAUCUCCAACAUGAACAAAAACCGUGCGGACUUCCAGGCUAAGAUCGACUCCAUCAAGCAAUACAUGCAGUUCCGUAAGGUCUCCAAGGAUCUGGAGGCCAGGGUCAUUAAGUGGUUCGACUACCUCUGGACGGAGAAGAAGACCUGCGAUGAGAAGGAGGUGCUGAAGAACUUGCCGGACAAGCUGAAGGCCGAGAUCGCCAUCGACGUCCAUCUGGAUACCCUGAAGAAAGUGAAAAUCUUCCAGGAAUGCGAGGCUGGGCUGCUUAUUGAGUUGGUGAUGAAGCUGCAGCCUCAGGUGUUCUCCCCAGGAGAUUACAUCUGUAAGAAGGGAGACAUCGGCAGAGAGAUGUACAUCAUCAAGGAGGGGAAGCUAGCUGUGGUUGCGGAAGACGGGGUCACACAGUGGUGUGUGCUCAGCGACGGAGCGUACUUCGGAGAUAUCAGUAUCCUAGGCAUCAAGGGUUCCAAGGCUGGCAACAGGAGAACGGCCAACAUCAGGAGCGUGGGUUACUCUGACCUCUUUGCCCUGUCGAAAGACGACCUUAUGGAGGCUCUCACCGAGUAUCCCGAAGCCAAGAAGAUCCUGGAAGAGAAGGGAAAGGCUACGUUGAUGAAGGACAACAUGAUCGAUGAGGAAAUCGCUAACGCAGGUGCCGACCCCAAGGACAUGGAGGAGAAGAUCCUCAGGCUGGAGAGUAAUAUGGAAAUCAUGACGUCCAAGUUGGCCAAGAUCAUGGCUGAGUUCACAUCCAGCCAGGGCAAGAUCAAACAGAGGAUCACCAACAUGGAGUCAACAGUCAAGUCGGUCCGGCCCGAGGAUAUAUCUGAGGUGGUGGCCGACAAGUAGACCAAAUAGUCCCACGACACAAUGUAUGUACCCAGAGACGUUAGGAACCUUUCACACUGAGCAAUGCAGAGUCAAAGGACGAAGCCGACUCGACACACGUUUCAAUAGGGAAGGUGCGUCCGAGUGGUAGAGGUGCAGGCGUGAAGCUGUACAAAACCAGGCACUCCUCCGUUAGCUCUGUGUGGGAGCCCUUACAGUUAUAACACAGAGAUGGGUUUUCAAAAACAAUACAUAAAACGGUAGAUAGUUUGAUACUUUUUGACUGUUCGUAUUUAUACGUCAUAUGUACAUUAUCAACAACCACGUAUUACGUACCUUCUUAUUGAGUAAAAAUGCACCUCUAAAUAUGUGUCAAAUGUCAAUAUGUUCAUAUGCAGUGACUGCAGUGGAUUCAACUUUCCAUAUGCAGUGACUGCAGUGGACACACCUUUCCAUAUGCAGUGACUGCAGUGGAUUAAACUUUUCAUAUGCAGUGACUGCAGUGGAUUCACCUUUCCAUAUGCAGUGACUGCAGUGGACACACCUUUCCAUAUGCAGUGACUGCAGUGGAUUCACCUUUUCAUAUGCAGUGACUGCAGUGGACACACCUUUCCAUAUGCAGUGACUGCAGUGGAUUCACCUUUUCAUAUGCAGUGACUGCAGUGGACACACCUUUCCAUAUGCAGUGACUGCAGUGGAUUCACCUUUUCAUAUGCAGUGACUGCAGUGGACACACCUUUCCAUAUGCAGUGACUGCAGUGGACACACCUUUCCAUAUGCAGUGACUGCAGUGGAUUAAACUUUUCAUAUGCAGUGACUGCAGUGGAUUCACCUUUCCAUAUGCAGUGACUGCAGUGGAUUCACCUUUCCAUAUGCAGUGACUGCAGUGGAUUCAGCUUUCCAUAUGCAGUGACUGCAGUGAUUCACCUUUCCAUAUGCAGUGACUGCAGUGGAUUCACCUUUCCAUAUGCAGUGACUGCAGUGGAUUCAACUUUCCAUAUGCAGUGACUGCAGUGGAUUCAACUUUCCAUAUGCAGUGACUGCAGUGGAUUCACCUUUCCAUAUGCAGUGACUGAGAAGUUACGGACUUGUGCAUCUCCAAAAUCAGAAUCAUGGCAUGGAACUGGUUUCGAGACACUCGUUGGGGCAGUAGAGAGCCGGGUCGAUUCAAUUCCAGUCCAUUCAGAGAUUGUACGCAGACAUUUAUAUUCCAAUACUCUUCAAAAUGCUUUACAAUGAGUACCAUUUUUAAAUUGUAAUUUGAUUUACUUUCUGAAUUGACUGGAAUUUAAAUGGAAUCGACCCUAACCCUGGUGAAGAGACAAACUCUUUGUACAGGACAAUUUUCAUAAUAUAGCCUUUAGUGGUUUUGGAAAUGUAUUCUUUAUUUUUCAAAUUUUAUGAGUCUAGUUGAAUGAAGUGCUUCACAGAGAAUAAUAUAAUUUAGUAUUAUUGCUCAUCUGUCAAUGCAUUAGUAUGUGUAUGAAUGUGGCAUGUAUGAAACAUGUUCUAUUUGAUUCUAUUUCUAUGGCGACUACAGUCCAUAACGGUGUAUUUUACAACGGAGGUAUCAUUUGAUAUCUUCAGCUUUACAAUUUAAGUUAUGUAAACUUGACCAAAACAUUAGUGUACCUCAAAUAUGCACAAAUCACAAGACCAGACUGUCAUUAAAAGCGUGUAUUUGAUCUGCCGUGAUGUACAUUUAUAAAUAUGAAAUGUGCAAUGGUAUGUAUUAGCAAGUGUUCAAUUCCAACCAAAAUAUUAAAUGAAUAAUAAAAACAAAA
Molecule: messenger RNA, 4256 nt
Organism: Salvelinus fontinalis (brook trout)
Lineage: Eukaryota; Metazoa; Chordata; Actinopteri; Salmoniformes; Salmonidae
Product: cyclic nucleotide-gated channel cone photoreceptor subunit alpha-like
Exons: 8
Coding region: 298-2493 (731 amino acids)
Biological process (GO): monoatomic cation transmembrane transport
Cellular component (GO): plasma membrane; intracellular cyclic nucleotide activated cation channel complex
Molecular function (GO): cGMP binding; intracellularly cGMP-activated cation channel activity; intracellularly cAMP-activated cation channel activity
Source: RefSeq, a predicted model, not a curated record